This is a messenger RNA of Mycosarcoma maydis (corn smut), 2310 nucleotides long. RefSeq lists its product as uncharacterized. Gene Ontology annotation, molecular function: signaling receptor activity. The record is from RefSeq and is a predicted model, not a curated record. Gene Ontology annotation, cellular component: membrane. The transcript has a single exon. Bases 1 to 2310 code for a protein of 769 amino acids. NCBI's taxonomy places the organism in Eukaryota, Fungi, Basidiomycota, Ustilaginomycetes, Ustilaginales.
AUGGCACCUCGACGACCUUCAUUUGGAAUGUCCCGAUCUUCGCCCAUCAUCGAAUCUUCCCUCUCGACACACACCUGUGCUGCGUUAAACGACACGGACAACCCAACCAUGAUUCAUGAACCCGCUCGGCCUUUCCACGUGCGUCGACGCAUCAGAAGGGCCUCGCAGCCAGCUCAGCUGCCAUAUGCGCCGUUGCGCUUCCGAUAUAAACCGCAUGAUACACUCGGCGCAGGUUUCAGCAGCACAACAGCCACCGCCACCGACUCGGGAACUUCCGACGACGAGUGGGACUCGCCACUCUUUCGCCAGCAUUACCAGCCAUUGACCUCGCUAGAGUACCUCGACCUUCCGGUAUCGUUGCCCUAUUCGAUCGUCUCGCUACGUGCACAGGUGCUGUCUUAUCUCACCGAGCUUGAAGUCAGGGCGCGAGCCUUCUAUGCGAAGCGUAUCUUUCGCACAACUUCCUUGUCAGCACUGGACGAUGCCUCCGUCUCUCCAGCUGAAGCAAGCGCAUCCGCGUUAUCGAGCUGCGCUCACGACUCUGAUGCAAAGACUGCCUGGGCCGAUAGUCACUCAGCUGCCUUUUUUCAGCAACUCGAGGCUAUGCGCGAAGAUCUGAGGCGACUCGUAGCGCUGCUCCCGACUUACCAAGCAACAGCAUCGUAUGCCCUCGCUUCUCGCUCGCAAUUGCUGGCGCCGGAUUGGGAGCGCUUGUCGUCCAGCUUUUCUCUCCCAAUCAGCCUCGGCAGCGGGCUCCGAGAGCGAUUGCCACGUCUUCCUUCUACGGCCGAUGCGGUGCGUCUCAAAGCAGAGCUUCCAGCGCUACCCGCCAUGCCCUCUCUGCCCCAAUUCGAUCUUGAUUUUGCAUCAGUGCUCGAGCCCCUUUCGACACAUUUGCCAACGCAGGCUUAUGCGCUCGCUGCCAAGAUGCAAUCGAGACUCGAGGCCAUUCAGGACUCCGUACGCAAUAUGGCUUGGCGCGACGCUCUCCAGAGCGCUGUUGAAGAUGGCAAAAGUGCCACGCUAGCACAACGCUUCGAGGCCACUUUCCAGGACCUUUCGGCGCGUUCCCGUUCGCGAGCCAAUAGCCUUGCUUCUCGUGCUGGUCACGCAGUCCACGAAGCGGAGGAGAAGCUAUAUCAGCUGGCAAAGGAGUUAGCACGCAACGGUCACGAGCUCAUCCACUACGAACAUCUUCCCGCCUUCUUCCGCAACAACGAGCACAUCCUCUCCGGCUAUCGCUUCAUCCCGGUCGAGAAUUGGCCUGCCUUGUUACGUAGCACGUUCCAGAUCCACAACGAGACGGGAAACAUUCACACCCAUCUCUGGGGCUUGGCUGCUAUCGUGCCGCUCUUUUGGCCCAGCAAAGGUCUCGAUGAUCAGACAACGCCGAUGGACAGGCUCGUGCAGACCGUCUAUCUGUUUGCUGCUGCCAAGUGUCUCACGCUUUCAGUCUCGUGGCACGUCAUGGCGGGUUGCUCGGAUCGCAAAUGGUUUGAAAGAUUCGCCUGCGUCGACUAUACGGGCAUUGCAUGGCUCGUCGCUGCCUCUAUCUGGACCACCGUGUACAACUGCUUCUAUUGUCAGCCUAAUUUGGCGCUCUUCUACUCAUUCACGACGCUCUUAGUCGGACUCGCCGGUGCCAUCCUUCCUUGGGCCGAAUGGUUCAACAGGCGCGAGAACAAGGGCGUGCGCAUCGCCGUGUUUUUGACAAUGUGCGCCACAGCUGUAGCGCCCUUUUCACAUGCUGCGUUUGAGCACGGUCUGGCCAAAACAUUUGCCUUUUUCAGUCCUAUCUUUCCUUCUCUCGCUUUCUACGUAGGCGGUCUGGUAUUCUAUGCGACGCAGUUUCCUGAGAGCUGGGCACCCGGUCGCUUUGACACGUGGGGUCAUUCACAUCAGCUCUGGCACAUUGGCAUUGUGCUGGCCAUCGUAUUUCACUACCGCGCAGCGCUUGUAUUCCACGCGAACCGCUUCGAGUUCAGUUGUACCAUACCGGGGGCAGGCGUAGCAGCGACCACGGCCGUUUCGUCAUCUAAGUCUUCAUCGACGACGAUGGCGUUCUUGCAACAAGUGUUUGGUAUGCUUGCCUGGACGCGGCCAUGGAGCGCAACAGGCGAGGCGGCGACAAAGGUGACGGAGCCGAUCGACUUGAUGUUCGCUAAAGUUGGAGGCAUGGAAGGUAUCAUUGGCCUUGCUCGUGCUGACAAUCAGAUACUGCAGUGGAGGAGGUUACUGGGCAAGAUAGGAAAUGGCGCAGUGGGACGUGGCUGGGAUGCACUCGUCGACUGGGCUCAGAACUUUUGGUGA